Besnoitia besnoiti is the source of this 1740-nucleotide messenger RNA. RefSeq names its product putative GHMP kinase. The coding region runs from base 1 to 1740 and encodes 579 amino acids. NCBI's taxonomy places the organism in Eukaryota, Apicomplexa, Conoidasida, Eucoccidiorida, Sarcocystidae. The transcript is spliced from 5 exons. The record is from RefSeq and is a predicted model, not a curated record. Gene Ontology annotation, biological process: L-threonine metabolic process. Gene Ontology annotation, molecular function: ATP binding; homoserine kinase activity.
AUGAAAGGGUCUGGUGGAGGUUCACCGAGCCGAGCCGCCGGCUUGCUUACCGCGCGUUAUGAAGUCGGACAGGCAGCGUUGGCGCCGGCCUCGCAAGCCCGUCGACAGGACAACCAGUCUGCCUCUUCGGGAAGGAGACCCGGUGCCAAUCCUGGUUCGUUCUUCUAUGAGGAUCCGGUGCAAGUCUGGGAAGGUGUUAGAGACGCAACUGUCCGUGCGCAGGACCUGUCGGGGAGAGGUGCCCUGCGCGAAAUUACGGAAGAAGAGAAAGAUAUUCUGGCUACGCGAGCAGCGCGAGAUCCGGCGGAACGGUUGGUCGGCACAGGAGCGCAAGCUGCUGCAGAAAUCUUGAAAGAACAGCAGGACAUAGCAGAGAGCCCCUUGCGCAUUCACGUCCGAGUACCCGCAUCAUGCGCAAAUCUGGGAUCGGGAUUUGACUGCCUCGGCUUGGCGGUGAACAUCUGGAAUGAUGUUAUCGUCGAAGAGGAAGAGAAACAAGAAAUCAUUUUGCAUGGAGAAGGCGAAAACGAACUGCCCAGGGACAACUCGAAUCUGGUUGUCUGUGGGUUCUACGCGGUUUUGGCUCGCCUUCAGCUUACGGCGUCGAAACUCCCGAAAUUUCGAUUUACCUGUUAUAACCGAAUUCCAGUUGCUCGCGGCCUGGGUUCUUCCUGUGCGGCACUUGUGUCGGGCAUCUUAGCAAGCACCGCCCUCGCACCCUUUCUGCAGAGGCGCUGCGCCGGCGAUGACGUGCGCAUUCAAGAAGGGAAGAGGAAGGACUCCGGGGAGCGAGAUGCCGCCCUCUUCGCCAUGGAGGGCGAGUGGCUUCAUCAAGCUGGACUGGCUGUAGAAGUCUGCGAUGAAAAAUUCCUUCUGAAGAUUGCGUGCGACCUCGAAGGUCAUGCAGACAACGCCGCGGCAGCUCUUUUCGGAGGCCUUCAGCUGGCUCUACAGUAUGUGCCUCGGGACCCGAUGACCGUGCUCGCAACCAUUGAGAAGACGCACUACCCCACGCCGUUUGACAUUAAGGCAGCAAAAGAAGCCGCCAAAGCGGUUGCCGCUGCUGGUGGUGCUGUAUCUCCACUCCCCGGUGCUGAAAAAAAUGCAGCUGUUAGUCUGAGACCCAGGGGAAAGGAUGGCGGCAAAGGAGAAAAGACACGGAAGCUCACUGACGGCGAUUCGUGGCUGGCUCGCGGAAUUCCCAUACCCGCCAACCUUAAAUGCGUCCUGUUUGUUCCUGAUGACCGGCUCGAAACCGCGCAAGCUAGGGAGGUCCUUCCUCGCACGGUACCGUUAGCUGACGCGGUAUUUAACUCCUCUCGCACGGCUCUACUGACGUACGCGAUGAGCACUGCUGCCGCCGCUUCGGUCGUGGCAGAGGCGGGAGACGGUGGAACGCCUGCGAAGGCAGCAGACGCAGCAGAAAAUGUUCUUUACCGGCUUCUGCAAGAGGCUAUGGACGAUCGCCUACACCAGAACUAUCGUAAGAAGCUCAACCCGCACUUCGAGCCGAUCAUGGAAGCUGCCCAGAGAGCCGGUGCGCUGGGGGUUUGUUUGAGUGGAGCGGGGCCGUCAGUGCUCGCGUUCACGAUGGAGCAUCACGCCGGAGAAAUUGCGGAGGCUAUAAAACAGGCGGCUGCCGAGUGUAAGAAAGAAGGGCUCGUCUUGGUUGUUGAUCCAACGAGCGAAGGUGCACACACAGUUCAUUUCGCACGCGAGCGCGAUGAUGACGGAUGGUAG